AUGUUCCGCGUCGGCUCUCAACUUCUGCGCCGCACCGUUCGUCCUGUGGUUGCUAACUCGUCGAGAGCGAUCCAGACCACUUCCACGGUGGCUGGAGCUUUUCAAGAGAAGCUGCAGACCUCGCAGCGUGGCAACGUUGCCGACCUUCUCAAUGGCAACGCCGCAGCCCGAGACAGUGCCGAAUAUGCGGUUUCCCGUCUCGACGACCUUGUGAAUUGGGGGCGGAAGAGCUCACUGUGGCCCAUUUCGUUCGGUCUGGCAUGCUGUGCCGUCGAAAUGAUGCACGCCGCCGGUUCGCGUUACGAUUUCGAGCGUAUGGGGAUGGUCUUCCGUGCCUCGCCUCGUCAGACGGAUGUCAUGAUCGUGGCUGGAACGCUGACCAACAAGAUGGCGCCCGCUCUUCGUCGAAUCUACGACCAGAUGCCGGAACCUCGCUAUGUGGUGUCACUUGGAAGCUGCGCCAACGGUGGCGGCUACUACCACUACUCGUAUGCCGUCGCUCGUGGUGUCGACCGCGUCGUGCCUGUCGAUAUCUACGUCCCCGGUUGCCCGCCGACAUCUGAAGCUCUCAUCUUCGGACUGAUGCAGCUGCAGAAAAAAAUCAAGGGCAACAAGUCCUUGCUGCUGAAGCUGAGGAAGUAG
Phytophthora infestans T30-4 is the source of this 642-nucleotide messenger RNA. RefSeq names its product NADH ubiquinone oxidoreductase, putative. Gene Ontology annotation, biological process: mitochondrial respiratory chain complex I assembly; electron transport coupled proton transport; aerobic respiration. Gene Ontology annotation, molecular function: 4 iron, 4 sulfur cluster binding; quinone binding; NADH dehydrogenase (ubiquinone) activity. The coding region runs from base 1 to 642 and encodes 213 amino acids. NCBI's taxonomy places the organism in Eukaryota, Oomycota, Peronosporomycetes, Peronosporales, Peronosporaceae. The record is from RefSeq and is a predicted model, not a curated record. The transcript is spliced from 3 exons.